AUGUUCAAAAGGUACAAGUCUCUUGCUUCAGAACGCAGGAUUUCUCCAGGAGCUACACGGUCCAUACUUAAGGAUGACAUGAGAAAUUUUCAUUUUUUAUCGCAAUUUAUACUCUCAGCAGGCCCUCUAAAAUCAGCGUCAGCAGUUAAACAUUCAAAAACUACUCACUUUGAGAUUGAAAUACUUGAUGCUCAAACCAAAAAGCAGAUAUGUAUUGUGGACAAGGUGACACAAAAAUCUACCAUUCAUGAUGUUAAGCAGAAAUUUCACAAAGCAUGUCCACAGUGGUAUCCUUCUCGAAUAGGCCUGCAGCUAGAACGUGGUGGGCCCUUUCUGAAGGACAGCUUAACCAUUCAAAGUGUUGCAGCUUCCUCCAUUGUCACACUCUAUUUUACAGACCUAGGUCAACAAGUCAGUUGGACUACAGUAUUUUUGGCUGAAUACACAGGACCUCUGCUAAUAUAUCUCCUCUUUUAUUUGAGGAUCCCGUAUAUAUAUGACAUGAAAGAGAGCUCUAGAAGAUUAUGUCACCCAGUGGUACACUUGGCCUGCUUCUGUCAUUGUAUACACUAUAUCCGAUACCUUUUGGAAACCUUAUUUGUUCACAAGGUUUCUGCAGGACAUACACCUUUGAAAAAUUUGAUAAAGAGUUGUGCCUUUUAUUGGGGAUUCACUUCUUGGAUUGCCUACUACAUUAAUCAUCCACGGUAUACACCACCAUCAUUUGGAUACAGGCAAGUCGCAGUAUCUGCUAUCAAUUUUCUGAUUUGUGAAGCUGGAAAUCAUUUCAUCAAUGUAGUGCUGGCUCAUCCCAGUCACACAGGAAAUAAUGCCUGUUUUCCAAGUCCAAAUUAUAACCCCUUUACGUGGAUGUUUUUCCUGGUUUCAUGUCCUAACUACACCUAUGAGAUUGGAUCAUGGAUUAGUUUCACAAUCAUGACACAAACAUUGCCAGUUGGGAUUUUUACACUUCUGAUGAGUAUCCAGAUGUCUCUGUGGGCACAAAAGAAACAUAAGAUUUAUCUGAAGAAAUUCAAUUCUUAUAUGCGUAGGAAAUCAGCAAUGAUUCCAUUUAUACUGUAA
This is a messenger RNA of Rangifer tarandus platyrhynchus (Svalbard reindeer), 1083 nucleotides long. The record is from the annotation of a GenBank genome assembly. Lineage: Eukaryota; Metazoa; Chordata; Mammalia; Artiodactyla; Cervidae.